CUCAUAAAAGUCGUGCAAUAUUUUUUUUUUUUUUAUUCUUCUUAAGAAAAUAUUUCCAAUAUAUUUGACGAACGCAUGCAUUGCAUCAAGGCUUUUAAAGUUUGAACUUCUCACUUCGGUUGUUUAUAUUUCCCUCCCAGAAUUUGAAAAUCAUAACAGAGUUUCCCUCUUUCUCUCUCAAACACGCUCUCUGAGCCUACAGUUUGCAUCUCGAUUCGAAAAUGCAAGCGUUCAAAUCCGAAGAAAUCAGUCAAUUGCAGAUCGUGGAACGUGAAGAGCUCGAGGAUGAAGAAGAUCUAUUUGAAGCCAUUGAUAAGCUGACUUCUCAUGGAAUUAAUGCGGGAGAUGUUAAGAAGCUGCAAGACGCUGGAAUAUAUACAUGCAAUGGCUUGAUGAUGCACACAAAGAAGAACUUGACUGGUAUAAAAGGUCUAUCGGAGGCUAAAGUUGAUAAAAUAUGUGAAGCUGCCGAGAAGAUAGUGAAUUUUGGCUAUAUCACUGGAAGUGAUGCUCUGCUCAGAAGGAAGGCUGUUGUACGUAUCACUACUGGAAGUCAGGCUCUUGAUGAACUGUUAGGAGGUGGUAUUGAAACUCUACAAAUUACCGAAGCUUUUGGGGAAUUUAGGUCUGGAAAAACACAGCUAGCUCAUACUCUCUGUGUUUCAACACAGCUUCCAACCAAUAUGAAAGGAGGGAAUGGGAAGGUUGCUUAUAUAGAUACUGAGGGAACUUUCCGACCUGAUCGUAUAGUUCCAAUUGCUGAAAGGUUUGGCAUGGAUGCUGGAGCUGUACUUGAUAAUAUAAUAUAUGCACGUGCCUACACAUACGAGCAUCAAUACAACCUGCUCCUUGGUUUGGCAGCAAAGAUGUCAGAAGAACCUUUUAGACUUCUGAUUGUUGAUUCAGUCAUUGCUCUGUUCAGAGUAGACUUCACUGGAAGAGGAGAACUUGCAGAACGCCAGCAAAAGUUGGCUCAGAUGCUCUCCCGAUUAACAAAGAUUGCUGAAGAAUUUAAUGUAGCAGUGUAUAUGACAAACCAAGUGAUAGCUGAUCCAGGUGGCGGGGUGUUCAUAUCUGAUCCAAAGAAACCAGCAGGGGGACAUGUUCUUGCUCAUGCAGCCACUGUGAGAUUGAUGUUUAGGAAGGGAAAAGGUGAACAGCGUGUCUGCAAGGUGUUUGAUGCACCAAAUCUCCCAGAGUCCGAAGCAAUAUCCUUUUGUUAUAACUAUUAUACUAUUUUAUCAAAACAUAGUAAUCAUAAAAAGUAAUUAAUUGUAUUGUUUAUUGUAGUAUCUUACUUUCAUUACUUCUUUUUACCAUGAAAAUCUACCAAUUUACCACAAUGUCAUUUAAGAAGCGAAACAACUUUUUCUUUCACAAUUGGGUAGAAAUUUCAAAUUAUUUCGAAAAAAAAUGAAAGUACAAUGCUAUAAUGCAACAUUAAAAAAAGUUUGGAACUAUAAUGUUAUAAUAUAAAAAAAUGAAAGUAGGAUGCUUAAUCACAAAUAAAUGAAAGUACAUUGCUAUUUCAUAUGUUUAGCUGUUAAUGUCAUGAAAACUUGCCUAUAACAAAAGCAACAAAUUAUAAAUAUAUAUUUAUAGAAUUUAAAUUUCAUAUUCAGUAUGGCACUUCUUUAAGAAGUUUUAAAUGACUUUGGGUAAACAUGUUUUAAUUGUUAUGUUAC
Molecule: messenger RNA, 1685 nt
Organism: Lactuca sativa (garden lettuce)
Lineage: Eukaryota; Viridiplantae; Streptophyta; Magnoliopsida; Asterales; Asteraceae
Gene: DMC1
Product: DNA repair (Rad51) family protein
Biological process (GO): chromosome organization involved in meiotic cell cycle; DNA strand invasion; mitotic recombination
Cellular component (GO): nucleus; condensed nuclear chromosome
Molecular function (GO): single-stranded DNA binding; DNA strand exchange activity; ATP binding
Source: RefSeq, a predicted model, not a curated record